Messenger RNA from Drosophila navojoa, 1084 nucleotides. It is a transcript of the gene VhaAC39-2, whose product is annotated as Vacuolar H[+] ATPase AC39 subunit 2. NCBI's taxonomy places the organism in Eukaryota, Metazoa, Arthropoda, Insecta, Diptera, Drosophilidae. Gene Ontology annotation, molecular function: proton-transporting ATPase activity, rotational mechanism. Gene Ontology annotation, biological process: proton transmembrane transport. The record is from RefSeq and is a predicted model, not a curated record. Gene Ontology annotation, cellular component: proton-transporting V-type ATPase, V0 domain.
UCAUAGCAAUUGAAGAAUAUAGAAAAUGUCGAACAGUUUGAAUUUCAACAUGGAAACUGGUUAUUUAGAAGGAUUAGUGCGUGGCUUUAAGAAUAGUUUGCUAUCUCAAUCCGAUUAUCUAAAUUUAACAGAAUGCAAUACCCUGUCAGAUCUAGUGCUCAAUAUACAAAACACAGACUAUGGUCCAUUGCACAACACCGAAGCGAAUUUGGAUGUGGAAUCGAUUGAGAAGUGUCUGCGAAAGCGUAUUGUAAUAGAAUACAAUUAUAUUCGGGAAAAUUCGACGGAGCCUUUGAGCACAUUCCUCGAAUAUAUACGAUAUGAGCAUAUGAUCGAUAAUGUUGCAUUGCUGAUGACCGGCCUGAUCAAUCAUCGUGAUAUAAAAAAACUGAUGCCCAUGUGCCACCCAUUAGGGCUAUUCGACCAAUUGGAGGCCAUUGAGGUGGCGAGCACCAUAGAGGAGCUAUACAAUGUGAUCCUGAUCGAUACUCCGCUGUCCAAUUUCGUUGCAGAGAACUUGACUCGAUCGGCAAUACAUAAUACGGAUGUGGAGAUCCAGCGUAGUUACCUAUUCAAAGCGUAUAUGGACGACUUUUACAGGUUCUGCAAGAAAGUGGGCGGCACAACGGCCGAAGUGAUGUGCAAACUCUUAGGCUUCCAAGCGGAUCGUCGCAUCAUCGCAAUCACAGUGAAUUCUCUACAAAUUAAUAUGGAGUCCAAGCUACGCCUUAAAUUAUACCCUCAUUGUGGGACACUGUGCCCGCUGACUAGAAGCGCAUUGGCCAUCUGCACGGAGGAAGAUCAAGUGCACACGAUUCUCAACCAGAACAUGACCUAUGCCAACGUCCUGUCCAGCAUCGAGAGGGACACGGAGAAUCUGAUCACCCUCGAGGAUCGCCUCCAAACUUUGGAGGCCAAGAUGCACGUGGACUCGUUUCUGCACCAGUUCCACUAUGGCGUCUUCUACUCCUAUCUGAAACUAAAGGAGCUCGAGUGCCGCAAUAUAGUCUGGAUUGCUGAAUGCAUUUCCCAGCGGCAGAUCGAUAAGAUUAAUGCCUAUAUACCCAUUCCGAACUAUUUGUAA